Molecule: messenger RNA, 1325 nt
Organism: Ipomoea triloba (trilobed morning glory)
Lineage: Eukaryota; Viridiplantae; Streptophyta; Magnoliopsida; Solanales; Convolvulaceae
Product: GDSL esterase/lipase At4g10955-like
Exons: 2
Coding region: 45-1094 (349 amino acids)
Biological process (GO): lipid metabolic process
Source: RefSeq, a predicted model, not a curated record
UAUAUACGCAACUAACAUUUGUGUCCAGCAAAGCUCUGAAAUCCAUGGGGUAUGCGUGGGAGGAAGAUGAAAGGGAGAACUUCAACGUCGCCGGCCCUUUGCAUCUCACUGCUGUUGAUUGGAGCAACUUCAGACACCGGAGCUCCGUCGCUGCCAGCUUGGUCGAAGGUACCUACAUUCUCGAAAUGGACUGGCAGAAACGCCGCCACGGUGGCCCUCGGGCCAAAGCUCCUUUGUGGUGGGAAUUCUUCGGGUUCAAGUUAAUCCAGGUUUUAGUAGAUCGGGAAGAUCAGUCCAUCUUUGGCGCUGUAUAUGAGCUAAAAUUCUCGUCCCAAACUGGGAAAUCCCCGAAACAAGUAAUUGCAUUUCGGGGAACACUCAUGAAAUGUAAGAGCUGGUCACAGGAUAUUAGACUCGACCGUCAUAUCGUCCAAAACACCCUCCACAACAGCAACCGCGUCCAUGACGGAUUGCAGGCCGUCCAGACUGCGGUUUCCAAGGUCGGGGCCAAGAAUGUCUGGUUGACCGGACAUUCCUUAGGGUCUGCAAUCGCUUUGGUGGUCGGGAGAAACAUGGUACUAAAAAUGGGUUACCAUCUGGAAACAUAUCUGUUCAAUCCCCCGUUUGCUUCGCUGCCGAUACAGUUAAUCAAGAACCCGAAGCUCCGGGAAGGGAUUCAUUUUGUCCGCACCGUCGUCAAAGCCGGAGUGGCCGUCGCCGCGAUGAGUAGUAGUGCCCACAACAAUAAAAUUGUAGAAGACGAUGAAGAGUUCAGUGUACUGUUCCCAUGGAUUCCAUACUUGUUCAUCAACCCGUCGGAUCCCAUUUGCGCUGGAUACCUGGAAUACUUCCAGCAAUGGGAGAAGAUGGCCGGCGCCGGAGAAAUUGCGCGGUUUGCGGCGAGGAAUUCAAUAAAGAGCAUGGUUUGGAAUGCGAUGGGGAAGGAUUCUAAGCCGUCACACCUCAUUCCUUCUGCUUAUGUGACCAUGAAUUUGAAGCGUUCGCCUGAUUUAGAGACGGCGCACAAGCUCAGCCAGUGGUGGCGCCCGGAUUCAAAGCUUGAUUACAAGCUAUAUCGGUUAGAUAACGUGUGAUAAACCACGUCAUUGCACUUAAUCUGCUAGACGAGUCAGAUAUUUGAUUAAUGAGGUCAAAGAUUUGACCCAUCAAUCGGAUCUGGACUCACACUCUUAUUUAGAAUAUAGGCCGGGUGGGAUAAGUAUUUGUUGGAACAACACAUGUUUAAGUGUAACUCCUUAGUACCUCCUUAAUUUUUAUGUUUAAUUAAACUUUAGACUUACAAAUAUAUUUAAACAUUAAUCCUA